This is a messenger RNA of Cucurbita moschata (crookneck pumpkin), 2421 nucleotides long. Its product is annotated as probable mediator of RNA polymerase II transcription subunit 26b. The transcript has 9 exons. The coding region runs from base 694 to 2007 and encodes 437 amino acids. The record is from RefSeq and is a predicted model, not a curated record. NCBI's taxonomy places the organism in Eukaryota, Viridiplantae, Streptophyta, Magnoliopsida, Cucurbitales, Cucurbitaceae. Gene Ontology annotation, cellular component: nucleus.
GUUUGGAUACCCCAAAAUCUGUGCCCUUUUUGCAGCACCCAGUUUUAUUGUAAUCUCCAAUUUGUAGAGAGAGAGAGAGAAACAAACAAACAAACAAAAAAACCCACAAAUCCAAUUCCAAUUCCGAAUCGAAAUCAGUUCCAUUGAAAGAGAUUGAAGGAUUGAAUUUCUGUUCUUACUUUUCUCUUUCAUUUUCCAUUUUCCCCAUAUUUUUCUCCCCACUAGAUUCCGGAACUUUUCCGAGAUUAAAGAAGAUAAAAGCAAAGCAACCAAGUUCAUCUGUUACUCCCUUCGAAUUUUCCAACAAUCCAUCAAAACAGCACUUGGGUGUUCAUCAAUCCCCUGUUUCUGUUCUGUUUCUGUUCCUGUUCUUGAUCUGAUCCUUGAUUUUUCAACUCACUCUACACACAUUAACCAACUCUUUGUUGGGUUAUGAACGGAUGAACUACGACUGUUAAUCAGUUUGUUGCUAACCAUUUUCUCUGGGAAUCGGAUUCUGGUGGUGUUUGAUUAGUGUUUGAGAAGGGUUUUCUUGUUGGGUGUUUAUCGUUUACGGAUUUCCUUCCAAACCCACCUCGAAUCAACUGGGUUUAACCCCAAUUCUUUGUUAGGUUUUCGUUUCGACGGCGAUGGAAUUCCCACAUCGAUUCUGAUUUUUCGUUUGUGUUCGAUCGAGUUUUGUAGAUUCCGAUCAUGGCCGCCAAAUCUGGGUCGUUGGAUUCGUGGAGGAAUUACUUCCGGAAUGCGAAUUCGGAUAUCUUUAGCAUAAUCGAUUACGCAAUCUUGGUGGCGGCUUCUGAUUGCCCUAAAGAGUUCAAGUUGAGGAGAGAUCGAAUAGCAGAGCAGUUGUUCUCUUGCCGAUUGACUCGCUGUUUUGGCUGCGAUCGAGUGGAGCUAGCGGUGGUCGGCGACGACAGCGACGGCGGCGAAACGGGUUUCAAGAGCGAUUUUGCUGGAGAUGGGUGUGAGUUUGAAGGCGGUGGUAGCAAAGAAAGCAAGGUUUAUAGCAGUAGAGAUGAUGCAGGGGAGAUGAAUUUCAUUAGCUUUGGUGAAGCUGAAGCUGAAGCAUUAACUGAUGAAAUUGAACAAGAAUCUCAGAUUGUUGAGGAGGUUUUGAGGAUCAAAGAGAUUCUUAAUAACUUCGAAGAAGCGUCUGAUUCAGUGUUGUUUGAUUCACUUAGAAGACUUGAAUUGAUGGCUUUAUCAGUUGAUUCACUGCAGGCAACUGAGAUUGGCAAGGCUGUUAAUGGCCUCCGAAAGCACGGAUCGAAGCGCAUCCGCCAUCUUGCUCGAGUUCUUAUCUUGGAGUGGAAACAAAUGGUGGACGUGUGGGUAAAAGCCACCGCUGCGGUUCAAGCUGCAGAAGUCACACCCGACUCGAAAAACAAGUCUGCUGCUGCAACAGAAGAAGAAGAUGAUUAUGAAGAAGAAGGGCUUCCAUCUCCUCCUUUAGACGAAGCUGCAUUUUUUACGACGCAGCCGACAUCCAUGGAGCUCUCACAAUUCUUUGAUGGCAUGGACGAUGAUGGAAAUCCUCGAAACAGCGGGGAAGUCGUCAAGAACCGUGAUAAUGUGAGAAAAACAUCGAAUGGCGAUCCAAAUUCUACGAGGUGUAAACAACAAACCGUUCGAGAGGUCGACGUGCCUGCUAAGGUUAAUAAGAGUCAAAUGAAGGAACAAGUUGUGAAGCCAAAUUCUGGGCUUUUGAGGCCACAGAAGCUAAGCACAGAGCAGAAGAACACACAGCGCAAAAUGGAUAAGCCUACAAUCCCAAAGAGGAGCCAGCAAGAUAACUUCAAGAGCUCGGACGAGGUUGCGGUUCAAGUGAAACUUGAAGCUACAAAGAGGAAACUCCAAGAGAGUUACCAACAAGCUGAAAACGCCAAGAAGCAGCGUACGAUACAGGUUAUGGAACUACACGAUCUUCCCAAGCAGGGACUCGGCCAUCGAAAUCCACACAUAAAAUCUGGAGGAUACCAGCGGCAUUGGGCGAACGGUCGGCGUUAGGAUCGUCGAUGUUAAAAGGUAGAAGACUGAUGGUUCCAAGAAUCAGGUGGAAGGAAGAUGGUUCCAGCUAAAGCUCCCUGGCAAACAGUGUCUGUCUUGACCGACUUGCUCGAAGGUAAACAUCAAGAAACUUGGGUUCGGUUUCGGUCUGGCGUGCCGGAGAAGGCGGUCGAGAUUGUAAGGAGAGUUGGAGCUUUAUCCUGUUUACAUAAUUACUGUAUAGAAGGCUUGAUUUGAUAUCCUCUUCACUUCAGUGACUGUUUGUUACAUUCAAGGAAGCCUUUCUUUCAUAUAAUUUGGCACAAAAACAAGGUGCAGUCCCAUAAACAGUGUAAAAUCUGAUCUGUAUACUCCUUCUGAUGAUGAAUGCUCAUUGUUCUUAUGGAAUAAUAGCUACUGAUUCAUUCAAAUGCU